AUGACUGAAAAACACCUAUCAACAAAUAGAUAUAAACAAUAUAAAUUUCAACAAAAUUUUAUUGUUAAAUGCAUUCCAUGGCAUGAUGGACCAGAUAUAAGGAAGCAGUUAAAUGAUAAACUACUAAUUCAUCGAGUGCAAAAUUUAAAACGCUUACAGGUUGAUAAACAUUUUGCUAUUCAUACUAUAUUUCUUGUAUGUGAAUAUCUACUAUGUUGUACACCCUAUGCUGUUGUAGCUUUAUUACAAAUAUUUAAUUUAUUGAGAGGAAAGCAAUAUCCGAUAACAUUAACAUUGUGUGCAUGCAUGGCUAAAUGGGUAUCAAUUUUUUGA
Molecule: messenger RNA, 333 nt
Organism: Didymodactylos carnosus
Lineage: Eukaryota; Metazoa; Rotifera; Eurotatoria; Philodinida; Philodinidae
Source: the annotation of a GenBank genome assembly